Molecule: messenger RNA, 699 nt
Organism: Lichtheimia ornata
Lineage: Eukaryota; Fungi; Mucoromycota; Mucoromycetes; Mucorales; Lichtheimiaceae
Exons: 6
Coding region: 1-699 (232 amino acids)
Biological process (GO): carbon utilization
Molecular function (GO): carbonate dehydratase activity; zinc ion binding
Source: RefSeq, a predicted model, not a curated record
AUGAACCAAGAAGCAGGUGAUUCUCUCUCUCCCAUCCGCGCCACUCGCAACAAGUUCGAUCCCAACGACGAGAAUCUCGACAAGGUGCUUGAAAGCAAUCGCGCAUGGGCCAAGGCUGUGAAAGAACAAGAGCCUGAAUUCUUUGAGCAAAUCAACUUGAAGCAAGAGCCCAAGAUUCUUUGGAUCGGUUGCUCUGAUUCUCGUGUCCCAGCCGAGCAGAUCCUUCAACUUGGUCCUGGCGAGUUAUUCGUGCAUCGCAAUAUUGCCAAUGUCGUUACCAACUCGGAUAUGAACUGCUUGUCCGUGGUGCAAUAUGCUGUUGAGGUGCUCAAGGUCCAACACAUCAUCGUAUGCGGUCAUUACAACUGUGGUGGUGUGGCUGCUGCUUCUGGUCAUGGUCAAUUUGGUUUGAUCGAUAACUGGCUUCGUAACAUCAAGGAUGUCUAUCGCUUGCACGCUCGUGAACUUGAAGAUAUCAAGGAUGAAACUGCUCGUUAUCGUCGUCUUGUCGAACGUAACGCUAUGCACUCUGCUGAAACUCUUUGCAACUCUACCAUUGUUCAAAACGCGUGGAAGCGUGGCCAAAAGCUCUCUGUUCACGCAUGGGCUUAUGAUCUUUCUGAUGGUCAUGCUCGCCGUUUGGACUACUGCAAGCAUUCUGACAAGGAUUUGCAAGAUGUUUACAAGGUCACUAACUAA